Messenger RNA from Eublepharis macularius, 806 nucleotides. RefSeq names its product metallo-beta-lactamase domain containing 1 (gene MBLAC1). NCBI's taxonomy places the organism in Eukaryota, Metazoa, Chordata, Lepidosauria, Squamata, Eublepharidae. The record is from RefSeq and is a predicted model, not a curated record. The coding region runs from base 51 to 791 and encodes 246 amino acids. The transcript has a single exon.
GCCCUCUCGGCUGCUGGGGCCGCUUCCGACGGCGCCCGCCCGCCCGCUCGAUGGAGCCCCCCCGCGGCCCGCCGUGCCCGCGCCCGCGCACCCGCCGCCUGCCGGGCCCGCGCAUCCCGGGCGCGCCCUACGCGGUGGUGGUGCUGCAGGAGGGCCACGCGGCGGAGCUGCCGGACGGCGCCACGCGGGCCGACGGGACGGUCUCGCUGGUGCUGGGCCCGCAGCCCACGCUGGUGGACACGGGCGGGCCAUGGGGCCGCGGGCGGCUGCUGGCGGGGCUGGCGCGGCAGGGCCUGGCGCCGGAGGACGUGCGGCACGUGGUGUGCACCCACGGGCACUCGGACCACGCCGGCAACCUCAACCUCUUCCCGCGCGCCGACCUGAUCGUGGGCACCGACCUCUGCACGCCUGACGGGCGCUACCUGCCCACUGGCCUGCGCCGCGGGCUGCCCUACGCGCUGCACCCGGGGCGCCUGGAGGUGCUGCCCACGCCCGGCCACACGGGCAGCGACGUCAGCCUGCUGGUGCGCGGCACCGACCUGGGCGACGUCCUGCUGGCCGGGGACCUCUUCGAGCGCGAGGGCGACGAGGGCCAGUGGCAGCCGCUGAGCGAAGACCCCGCGCGGCAGGCGGCCAGCAGGGCCCGGGCGCUGCGCAUCGCCGACGUGAUCGUGCCAGGGCACGGGCCGCCCUUCCAGGUCUUCAGGGAGGGCCCGCCGGACGCGCCCAGCAGCCUCCCUUCGGAAGAACCGAGCGGCCCCCCGGCCUCCCCGGGCGCCAGGAAGCAUUAAAAAGUGUGAUGCGGA